AUGAAAAAGGAACUGAAAGGAAAGAAACCAAAGGGCAAUGUUAACAGUAGUGUUGUAAGUAGCAAUUUUAAAGAAGAAAAGAGGAUAAUUAAAAAAAAAAAAAAAAUUUACUUCAACAACGCAAAGGGUGUAUGCCCAAGUCAGGCCUACAAGGGUACUGUAAACACAGGUUCAAACAUAAAUACCAAUAUAAAUUUGAAUAUAAAUAACCUAAAUUUCGGCCACGUCCAAGGACAGGGAACAGAGGCACUGCAGCAUAACCUAAGAAUUCACCCCAGAGCGAUAGGGGGAGGCGGACCCAUAUACGGAUUUGAUGCAGGGGAAAUAAUAGACAACGCUGCAAAUAGAACUAGAAAAGGCAUUUUACAAAAUGUGAAUAUUUCACCAAGGGGGAAAGACAAAGAUGGUAACUAUUUCACGACAGAUGUGGACGCAGGGACGAACUCUUUCGAUGUGAAAAAUAGGAAGUUAAAGAAGAAUGGAAGUAGCGGCCUAGGGACGGAUAAGAAGCCUUACAGAGGUGUCGGAAAUUCCAAUGAAGGAAACACUGGAAGGGUGGAUGACAAGUCCACCUUUAGGGGGAAGGAUGUCGUUUCACUGGAUGGAGCAGAGGGAAGGGCAGCGAGAGCAGCAGAUGGAGCACCAAUAGGUGACAACUUGAUCAGAAAUGGAAGCACUUUCGAAAGUGCAGGCGGAGCGGAUAACAGAGAAACAAACCAGCUUAGAGGAAGGAUCAGCGUUGGAAGUAAUCCCCCACAAAGAAAUUGCUACCGAUUCAGUAGCGGUCACUACUUUGCGAACUCACCCAACAAGCUGAACUUGGCCUACACACAUAAGAUUUACAAGAGUAGAGCCAGUAUUUAUACCAAAAAAUAUUUUAAAAAUAACAAAAUCGUCAAUAGUAGUAUGACUGGUCAGGUAAAGAAAGACGAAUUUAAUCCUGUGCAUAAUUACAACAUCAGUUUUGUUAAAAAGGGAGCAAGUAAAUCCCUAUCAGAUAUUAAGGACUCUGGGAAGGGAGACCAUACCGAGGAUAGCUAUUUUGAGUUUUCAGAAAAUGGGAUGAAUGCAGUUGAGGGUGGUAGGGAUGAUUUGGGCUCCCCCUUCCAUGUGGAUACCAGUAAGCGCAGUGGCGUUUUGGACAGUGCCAGCUGUAGGGGUCAGAAGGGGGGUUACUCUCUGUACCGGGCUUCGGCGAAGAGUAGCGGCCACGAAGUCAGCAAUUGUGGUAAUUGCGGUAAGUGCGAAAGUUGCAAAGGUCGAAACAUUUGCGGCGCUUCUAAUCUGUAUAGCAGGGCGACGAUGCAUGGCAUUUCAGGUAGAGAGAAGAAAGGAAUGGGGGAACCUAACCUCUCUGGUUCCAAUGUAGAACCGGUAGAUACAGAGCGGGUCGCGGAACAGGACGAGAAGAUGCUCAGCGAGGAGAAGCAAAAAGAGAAAGAAGCAUUUGCGCAAAGUUAUUUAGAGAAAAUAAUAAAACUUCUGUCAGACAAAGUAAAACGUAUGCUGACUGUGACAGAUAAGGAGUGCAUUCAUCUGGUGAGAUCCAUUGUAGAGCUUCUACAGUGUAUAAAGAAGAUCAUAAAUUGGUCUGAGCAAUGCCACUUCCACUACAGUAUAUUCGGCAUCGUAUUAAAUAUCUAUGCCCAUGUAUGUGUUAAGAUAUUUGCACAAAAUGACAUUUUAAAAGUAACGAACUUGAAGUGCCUGGUGUGUAUGUUCGAAAUCCUGAUUAUGCUAAGAAGAGAUUCUUUCAAUCUUUCUUACGGCUUUUUUUUAUUUGUAAAUUAUUUGAAGAGCAACAUCCAUGGGAUUGACAUCCUGACCAAGAAGAACUUAAAAUACAACACCAAGGUCGUGAAUAAUGACGAGAAGAUAUUUUUAAAAAUGGUAAACUCGUUUGUAACUUUGAUUUCCCAUUGUGCUGAAAGCCAGAGUAGCAUGGUCCGGGUGGAGUCUCUCAAGUCAUUUUGCUGCGUGUUGGGCAUGUUGAAGGGGAGGCGGCGGAAGGACGGGACUGCUCAGGGGGGAUGGGAGGCGUGGAGAAAGGUAGAAGAGGGGGUAGAAAAGGCGGUAGAUAAAGGGGUAAAAAAGGGGCUAGGAAAGGGGGUAUCAAAUGACAUGGGCUACGAGAUGGGGAAACAUUUAGGCAGCACCGUUAUGAACAAGGCAAAGGGGAACUCCCUUCGCCAAAGCGAGCCAAGUGAUGAACCCGCCUCCGCGGUGUUUUCCCCGUUCAGCAGAGCCCUAAUUAUGGGGAGUCUGGUGGGCAAGAAGAGCACCAUGUACAGGGGACACACCACGGGAAAGAUGAUAAACCUGCAGAAGUAUUACUUGAGUUUUUUUAAAAGUAGCUACAUGUGCUCAGAGGUGUACACGCAGAAUGGCGGCGAAGCAGGGAGAAGAGAUUUCCCUAAUAGGGAAAGUGAUCAAAAGUGGGUUGCCUCUCAACCGAGUUCUGUUAAUAAAAAUAUGGGGUCGAGAAAAGAGAACAUCAAUUUGUAUAGAGCCAAUAUGAGCAGCAUACCAAAUCACCACUGGCCAAAAAAUAAUUGGCACGAAAAUGCAAAGGAUGGAAAUCCACACUUCACAAAUGACCAACUUGGAAGCAACAGAAAUGUAGAGGAAAUAGAGUACAGAACAAAGAACUCUAUUUUGUUAACAAACUUUGAAACCAUUUUUAAUAGCGAGCCCAGUAAUGGUUGGUUGACGAACAAACUAGACGACGAGGAUGAACAACACAUGUUGCUUUUCAUCCUCAGGAUAUUCGAUUUGUUUGUCGACCUGUAUCAGGAUAAAGAGAUAAGUGAAAUUAUACAAAAGAACAUCGUGUUCUUUCUUAACCACAUAGAUGUCCACAUAUUUAGUUACGUGACGUAUUUGAUUACCAAGAUUUCGCACAUCAUUCCGAUAAAUAAAAGUUUUUUUAAUAAAUAUAUAUCUGUCCUUUUGAAGAAUUUGAACAAGGAAAGACGCAAGUUUAUAUUCCUCAUGCUAUCCUACAGUAGGUACGAAAAGAAUGGUUUGUUCGUUGUGUUGAACUUGCUGAGCAACUUGUGCGUUUAUAAUUUCCAUUAUAAGACGGACACCCACUUGAUGGAUUUUGAUAGUAUUUCUGAUGAAUCUUUUAGAAGGAAUUUGGGGGAGGAGAACGACUGCGGGGGUGGCACGGGCGAUGGGGUUGCUGGUAGGAGAAGUGGCAUCCGGGGAGGUAUCGCCCGAAGAGGUACUACAACUAGUAGCAUCACAGAUGAGUACAACACGCAUCCGUCGCUUAACCCAACGAAUGAAGACUCCUUUGGAGACGCGAGAGACUACAAUAAUGUUAACGAGCAUGAGGUGUACCUUGUGGAUCAUAUGAUACACAACAAUGAAGAAUGGUGUUCUGUUUAUGCCGUUUUGAUUGUGCUGUCAUUUAAGUACCCUAGUUUGAUGUUUUCUUUCUUUUUUAAAAAAUUUGGAGACAGUUUUGUACAGAACUGUGACAAUUGUUUACCUCAUUUUAAUUUGUUCGAUUGGUCCCACAUAUUUGGGUACUACAUAUCGAGUGGUGUUUUGAAUGUCGCUCUGGAGGGAGAGACUCAAGUUAAAUCCCGCAUGUUGAAUGGGAUGAGAGGCGGUGGUGGUGUGCCUGAUGGUACCGCUUCUCCGGAGGAGGACUAUGGGAGAACUCCCACGAGUGAAUGUUCGGGCCCCAGCGAGGGGGGCCAGAGGGAUGAAGCGAUCCUCACAGAUAACAAGAGGGGUGAAACGAAUGAAACAACAAGAAUUGGCAGUAUCAUAGAUCAGGCAAACCAGGUGGAUACCCAUAUCAGAGCAGUUAGGAAGCAGAGCCUUCCGUGCAAGGAAGAGGUGGCACUGGAAUUGCUAACCCAUCAGAUGUACGCCUUUUUAGAGUACCCGCAUUGUGUCCAACCAAGCAUAGGUGAUCGAGAAUGGAGUUUCUGUUAUGUGUACAUAUCUAGUGUACUUAAUCUUUUUUUUAACAAGAAUGCUUCCUUUUUUGGAGAAAAUUGUUUCUUUUUUAAAAAAAAUAUAUGGCACUUAUUCCACGACCGAUCGAAUUUGAAGACACACCAUUUUCUGGACUAUUUAGAAAUGUUUAAGGAUUCAAAUUUUAAUUACGUCAGUGAGAGUAGCGAAUUGGUGGGGAUGCUAAACUGUGUCAUUAACCCUUCGGAGGAAGGAACCGAAUUCGCGGAGAAACGCGAGAAGGGGAGUAAGCAGCUAGAAAAGGGAGUCUCUAUAGGAGCAGAUUUAAUGGCCAAAUGGAGACAAAUGAACAACAAUAAAAAGAUGGUUUCGUCUGGAGAUAACACAAAGGAUGACCCUGACGCAGACUUAAUACAUUUUAAGCAACCCUACAUGAAAUGCUGUGGCCGUAUAUCCGACGAGAUAGAGGAUCACAUGACUAGUAAUCUUUUUUUUCAAAUUAUGGUGAGUGAUUCUUACUCGCCGAAUGAUCCGCCCUUUGAACACUAUGAGGAGUAUUUGCGAAAAAUUAGCGUCGAAUUGAUUGCGGCUCGGUUGAUACAGCAGGAGAAGGCGGGCUUCACCCAUUUGUGCUGCUUCAACAAGGGGGACAAUUUAUUGAGUGAUCUCUUUUUGGAUGACGAUCCUUUCGUAGAAACGGUGACUACCUGUUUGGAAGUUCCAUUUUCUCGUCAGAGUGUAGCGAAGCAGGGGGACCUUUCGAGCAGCAGCGUAGGGAAGGAGAGACCAAGUAGUUUGGCACAACACCCUGCAGAUGGUAGCCCUGUUGGAAAGGAUACAACUAUUGUUUUGUCCAACACGAUUGACGAGGAACGUAAGGUUCUCGAUGCGAUUAUUAAGAGGAAUGUAAAAAUGGAGAAGCAGCAUAGGAAAGGCUUUGUCGAUUUGGACGGCAGACUACAAUGGUCCAUUGAAGAAGGGGAUGAUCAGGGCAUUAAACCGGCUAACAAUUUUAGAGCGUCUGAACAUAGUUGCGGCGAAGACAAAAAGAAAGAAAAAAUUCGGCCAUAUAGUGUGAGUAGCCACGUUGCAAAAUUGUGUGGAAGCAGUGCCGAAGGAGGUAAAGCAAUGGAGCGAAGGGUAUCCGAGGGAAGGCACAUACUACAAAGGCGAAAUUUUGCCGAGUUUAAAUUUUUGAAAGCGAAAAUAAAAAUUUUGCAUGAAGGGAUGAAGAAUGGAAUUCGAAGGAGGGAAAAAAUUAUAAAUUUUCAGAAGAAAUUUCCGGAGUUUUUUUACCAUAAGAAGGUUAUCAAUAUAAAUCAUAAAAUAAACAAAAAUUUGAUUAAAAUUUAUUACCUGUUCAGUGCGAAUUAUUUUUACACAACAAAUAUAUCGCAGAUAAUUCACACCAUCAUGGUGAAAAUCUACCAGGAGGAUUUUUUUCUGUUUAAGGCGUUGAAAGACUGCUUUUGCAGUUUUCCUGAAAGUGGUAAAAAUGUAUGGAACAAUUUUGAGGUUAAGGAAAGGAAUUUUUUUUACAAUUUUAUAUGCAAAGCGAAGGAAGGGAGGCAUGUCAAAGCUGUCGAUUGGAUGGAACAAUUUAAUCAUGUGUUAGUUGGGGUAGAUCAACUGCUAAACGGAGAGGACAAGAAAAAUGCCAGUAACACAUAUUCAGUGAACGUUUUAAUAAACAAGAUAUUAAAAAUUAUUUUAAAACAUUUGAAGAGUAGAAAUUUUAUAAAUUAUAACAAGUGUCUGAAUUUUCCUUUUCUCUUUUUGUCUUUUUUUGACAUAAAAAUUAAGUUAUCCUUGGAAAUGGAAUCGUUUCCAUUUUUGGAAAAGCUCGAUCAAGGAAAUUUUAAAAAUAUACUCUUAAAUUUGCCUGACCACGUUAGGUACUUUUUUGGCAGCUUAGUUUUGUAUAUAGAGUAUGAGGAUAUUUUCCUUGUGAACAAGGAGAAAUGCCAAGUGAGGGAGACCCCUCGUCCACCCAACAGUACCCAAUGCCGAAGCAGGCGGCACCGAAAUAACUUAACAACAUACAAUUUUAUCAUCGAAAGUAUCCUCGCGGAAGAUUAUUCUCUGAAGAAUUUAAAAAAUAUGAAUAAGACAAACAAGAAGGAAACAAAGAAUUCUCUCUUCGCAAAGCGGAAAAAAGCAAAGGUGGAAAUCCAAAAUGUGAAGAAUACCUCCGACUUUGAACUGGAGGAUAAAUAUUUGAAAGUGCACAAUGCUAACGUAGGGAAAGAAAAAAGAAAGGAAAAGAUAAAAAAGGGAAACGGCCCAUUCAAAAAAAUAAACAAAUUGAAUUAUCACAAAAUAGACGUUAGCGAAUGGAACGUAAAAAGUUUCCGUUGUGCAGGUGACAGCCCACGCGGUUACGCAACACCAUUUAGGAGUACCAUAAAUGUUGAAUUUAAAAAAACUGUUCAAAUUAAUUUUGAUUGCUCUUCCACUUUGCCCGUUAAGUGCAAAAUAAACUUCUGCUAUUACCACUUCCAGGACAACGCGUUUUGUCUUUUCCCUCUAGCCAGGACGAAGCAUAUUUACGUGCAUCCGUCGCAGUGA
Messenger RNA from Plasmodium inui San Antonio 1, 6501 nucleotides. RefSeq lists its product as hypothetical. The transcript has a single exon. The record is from RefSeq and is a predicted model, not a curated record. Lineage: Eukaryota; Apicomplexa; Aconoidasida; Haemosporida; Plasmodiidae. Bases 1 to 6501 code for a protein of 2166 amino acids.